This is a messenger RNA of Tachyglossus aculeatus (Australian echidna), 2171 nucleotides long. It is a transcript of the gene ATP6AP2, whose product is annotated as ATPase H+ transporting accessory protein 2. The record is from RefSeq and is a predicted model, not a curated record. Gene Ontology annotation, cellular component: external side of plasma membrane; membrane. NCBI's taxonomy places the organism in Eukaryota, Metazoa, Chordata, Mammalia, Monotremata, Tachyglossidae. The coding region runs from base 50 to 1111 and encodes 353 amino acids. The transcript is spliced from 9 exons. Gene Ontology annotation, biological process: positive regulation of Wnt signaling pathway. Gene Ontology annotation, molecular function: signaling receptor activity.
UUCCCCCGCUCCCCUCAGGGCUGAGGGGGCCUCGGCUCGGGUGGGGGUGAUGAUGGCGGUGGCGGCGGUGCUCGCCUUGGCGGCCGUGCUCGGACCCGGUGUCUUUGGGGAUGAGUUCAGUGUAUUAAGAUCACCACAGUCUGUUGUUUUCCAAAAUGGAAACUGGCCGAUACCUGGGGAGCGAAUAGCAGAUGUGGCUGCGUUAUCCAUGGGCUUUUCCGUCGAAGAAGACCUUUCUUGGCCUGGCCUGGCAGUGGGCGAUCUGUUCCAUCGUCCUCGAGCUACUGUUUUGGUAACAGUGAAAGGAGUGGAUAAACUGGCCCUGCCCAAAGAUGGUAUUUCAUAUCCUCUUGAAAAUGCAGUUCCUUUCAGCCUGGACCGUGUAGCAGAUGCUAUCCACAAUUUGUUCUCUGAAGAAACCCCUGUUGUUUUGCAAUUGGCUCCUAGUGAGGAAAGAGUGUACAUGGUGGGGAAGGCAAACUCAGUAUUUGAAGACCUGUCGGUCACAUUGCGACAGCUCCGUAAUCGCCUGUUCCAGGAUAAUUCCAUUCUCAGUUCCCUCCCUCUCAACUCUCUGAGCAGAAACAAUGAGGUUGACCUGCUCUUUCUAUCAGAGCUACAAGUCCUACGUGAUAUUUCAAGUUUGCUGUCUCGGCACAAGCACCUGGCCAAAGACCACUCUCCUGACCUGUACUCCCUGGAGCUGGCUGGCUUGGACGAGAUUGGGAAACACUAUGGGGAAGACUCUCAGCAGUUCAAAGAUGCUUCCCAGAUUCUCGCUGACUUCCUACAAAAGUUUGCAGAUGAAAUGUCCAGUCUCUACGGUGGGAACGCGGUCGUGGAGGUGGUGACAGUCAAGACUUUUGACACUCCCCUUGUGAGGAAAACCCGGUCCAUCCUUCAGGUUAAGCAGAUGUCCAAUCCCGGAAGCCCCUACAACCUUGCGUACAGAUACGACAUUAAUUACGCCGUGGUCUUCAAUAUCAUCCUUUGGAUCAUGCUGGGCUUGGCCUUAGCCGUGGUGGUCAUCUCCUACAAUCUCUGGAAUAUGGAUCCUGGCUAUGACAGCAUCAUUUACAGGAUGACAAACCAGAAGAUCCGCAUGGACUGAACUUCUCUUGGGCCCGCCAGAAAACGUGGUAUGGGCACUUGGCUUCAGAGUGUUAAAAUGAAUCUCCUGGAGUGGUGUAAAGUGGAUACCGUCAUCUUAAUUUAUAAAGUCAAGAUCUGUUUCUCCAUUCAGUGUACUUGCAACUCUUUCUCAACGUGAAUUCAAAACAUUGACAUGAGUGGAAUUGUUUGCAAUGCAUAUCCUACAGCCUGUUAAAAUGGCAUGAUAUUUUCUUUCUAAUUUCAUUCCAUUUUGUAUUUGGAAACAUGCUCCGAACAAGUGAAAACACUUAGAAGUGAGUGACAUCCUGUAUUGCUUAUGUGUGAAAAUUGCACUGAAAGUAUGAUAGAAACAUUCUUCUAAAUGCUUAAAUAUUUUACACUGGAUAAUUAAGACAUCUCUUUGGACUGUUGUAUAGUUUGAACCGCUGGUGAAUCUAUUUAUGUUGAUAUGUUAAUGUCUGCAAUGGCUUAUUAGACGUGGAAAGAUGUAGUUGUGCAUCUCUCCCUCCCUCCCCGCCCGUAACUUGAGGCCGUGGCUCUGCAGAUUAGAAACCUCUUACCUGUGGUGAUCUGUAUUUUUCCAAAGUCCUGGGCUGGAAGCUGAAAAAUAGAGCAAGAGGAUGAGAAGGGAAACUUGAGCAACAGCAGGCAGACCUUCCCUGUAACUACCAAUGUCCACCAUGACUCUGGGAAGGGGGCGGGGAGUCACUCAUCCCAGCCAUCCUGGUUUCCCUAGCACUGAAUCUCAACAUUCCUGGGUGUUGCAGCAGGGAAUCUUACAAACCUAUCAUUAUUCGAGGGUGGCGGUGGAGGCACUGGCUUGCUCUUGCAAGUUCUCAAAGGAAAAAAGAAAACCAAACCCAAAACAGUCCACCCCUGGGAAGGGCAGAUCAGUGCUCUAAACUGAACAAAGUAUGUAAGGCUAAAAAUAUGGCAAUGCUUUAGGACUGCUGUUAGAAGUUUAAUUCUACUAGAUGGUUGAUUCCUGUUUUGAAAAUGGACCAAUGUUUUUCAUGCUUCUGUGUGAUUGAAAUAAAAAUUGAUAAGAUGUCCAUAUA